Astrephomene gubernaculifera is the source of this 770-nucleotide messenger RNA. NCBI's taxonomy places the organism in Eukaryota, Viridiplantae, Chlorophyta, Chlorophyceae, Chlamydomonadales, Astrephomenaceae. The record is from the annotation of a GenBank genome assembly.
GCAAGAUCCUCAUGGCGCUGUCCAUCCUGGCCGUCGUGUACGACAUCACCUCCACCGUCCACGCCAUGCAGCUGUCGUACCAGCAAGGGGGCAACGUGUGGUCCUACCUGGGCGGCAAGUCAUCCAGGAACAUCAUCACCUGGCACGCCCUAGACGUGUUCACCCACCUGGCCUCGCUGGCGUGGAUCCUCGUGUGGUUCCACUUGCUGUGGCUGUGUGAAUACCGCACGGACGAGCCCUACCCGCAGAGCCCCUCGCAACUGGCUCCAGUGGAAUCGGAGGCGAGGCUGUACACCGGCUGGAUGUACUUCAGCAUGGCCAUUUUCCUGCUGGUGGGGCUGCGCAGCUACCAGCAAAUGAAGUACCACUCGGGCCUGCGAGUCUUCCACACGCUCUUCAGGCUGGCAUACCGCGAUAUUCUGGAGUUCCUUACCUUCGUCAUCUCCGUCGUGGUGGUGUUGUGCGCUGCGCUGUUCAGCAUCUUCAUGAUCAGCGGAGGAAACAGCCGCUUCUCGGUGUUCAGCCGCGGGCUGUCAUCCAUGGCGCGGCUGUCGUUCGGCUUCUUUGAGUACGAAGCGUUCACAAACGAGGGUAACGGUCUGGGCGACUACCAUGUUGCCGUGGUGCUGUUCUUCUGGCUGUCGGUGGUGCUGCUGGUGCUGGUCGUGCAGAACACCCUGCUAGCUAUCUUCUCACGGGCAUACGAAGAGGCCAAGAAGAACAACACCGACAAGGACUCCACCUUUCUGCUAUACGCCCUCCACGACUGC